ACGGCCGCCCGGCGGUUGGGCGCGGCGGGACGGUGCGGCCCUGCUGACACGUCCCGGCACCGCCCGCCGACGGCCUCCCGCCGCCAUUUUGUGCGCGCCGCGGCCGGCGGGUGCGAGAGCUUGGGGAGCUGCGGGCUCUUGCCGGCGCCGCCAUGCCUUCCUCGCCGCUGCGUGUGGCCGUGGUGUGCUCCAGCAACCAGAACCGUAGCAUGGAGGCGCACAACAUCCUCAGCAAACGAGGAUUCAGCGUCCGCUCCUUCGGGACAGGGACUCACGUGAAACUGCCAGGACCAGCCCCCGACAAGCCGAAUGUUUAUGAUUUCAAAACAACAUAUGAUCAGAUGUACAAUGAUCUGCUUAGGAAAGACAAAGAACUAUACACACAGAAUGGAAUUUUACACAUGUUGGACAGAAAUAAGAGAAUCAAGCCACGACCAGAAAGAUUCCAGAACUGCAAAGACGUUUUUGACUUGAUCCUAACGUGUGAAGAAAGAGUCUAUGAUCAAGUAGUAGAAGAUUUAAAUUCCAGAGAACAGGAGACGUGUCAGCCAGUACAUGUGAUCAACGUGGACAUUCAGGAUAACCACGAGGAGGCAACCCUGGGAGCUUUCCUUAUCUGUGAGCUCUGCCAAUGUAUACAGCACACAGAAGACAUGGAAAAUGAAAUAGAUGAGCUGUUACAGGAAUUUGAAGAGAAAAGUGGAAGGACUUUUCUUCAUACUGUCUGCUUUUAUUAAAGCACAUCUGUCUCCUUAGGCCUUAAUCCAGAUGAGGGAAGCAUGUGUUUAAAGUUCUGAUUAUACUGUAUUUUCUUCCUGGAAAAUGAAUAUUGAUUGGGUUUUUUUCCCCCACCUUCCUUUCUUUCUCCCUUUCUUUCUCCCUUUCUUCCUUCCUUUCUCUCUUCCUUUCUCUCUUCCUUUCUCCCUUCCUUUCUCCCUUCCUUUCCCCCUUCCUUUCCCCCUUCCUUUCCCCCUUCCUUUCCCCCUUCCUUUCCCCCUUCCUUUCCCCCUUCCUUUCCCCCUUCCUUUCCCCCUUCCUUUCCCCCUUCCUUUCCCCCUUCCUUUCCCCCUUCCUUUCCCCCUUCCUUUCCCCCUUCCUUUCCCCCUUCCUUUCCCCCUUCCUUUCCCCCUUCCUUUCCCCCUUCCUUUCCCCCUUCCUUUCCCCCUUCCUUUCCCCCUUCCUUUCCCCCUUCCUUUCCCCCUUCCUUUCCCCCUUCCUUUCCCCCUUCCUUUCCCCCUAAAAACCUUUUCUGUGUCUGUUAUGGUUUUGUUUGGGGUAUUCUGUCACAGGUAGGCAGAGAUACUGGUUGGGGUUGUACAUAGGAGAGGGUUAAAAGUAUACACAAAGGCCACCUAUUUAAAUAUGAGAAGUGUUUCUUUGGCUCCUACUUUAAUUAUUUACAAGUAGGGUUUUAAUUCUAAAGAGAAUGUUUUGUUGAAUAUAAGUUUAUAAUGUAUUUUUUUUUGUCCAGCUUACAAAUUUAUUUCAUUUCAGUUUGUGCUUUUGUUGGUUGGGUUUGGGGUUGUUUUUUUUAUGUUCAUGUGACAGAAUGGCUGAACUCUGUGAGGAUGUGAAUGGAACAGUGGGAAAAAAAUGAGUAUCUGUAUAUUAUUAGCUAUAAAGUUGGAAGCAUCCAAUAAAAAUGAAAAGCCUCUAAA
Molecule: messenger RNA, 1658 nt
Organism: Pogoniulus pusillus (Red-fronted tinkerbird)
Lineage: Eukaryota; Metazoa; Chordata; Aves; Piciformes; Lybiidae
Gene: SSU72
Product: SSU72 homolog, RNA polymerase II CTD phosphatase
Exons: 5
Coding region: 153-737 (194 amino acids)
Biological process (GO): termination of RNA polymerase II transcription
Cellular component (GO): mRNA cleavage and polyadenylation specificity factor complex; nucleus
Molecular function (GO): RNA polymerase II CTD heptapeptide repeat phosphatase activity
Source: RefSeq, a predicted model, not a curated record